AUCACUUUCUUUUAUUUUCUACUAUUUUAAACAUACUCGAUUCCUUUGAUUCUAUACAUACAUUCGUUCAAUUAUUUCUUUCUCUUUCCGAUCCACAACACUUUGAGAUACCCAUAUAAAUACAUCUCGCUCACCACACAAUAUACCCAAUUACCUCAAUCACCACAUCCAAAAAUAAGUAAUAAAUCAAAAUGAGCGAAGGUCAAGAAUGGUCCUCCGGUUUCUGGGACUGCUGCUCCCCCUGCGGCACCUGCUUCCUCGGCUGCUGCUGUCCCUGCUGCCUGCACGGCCGCACCAGCUCUCGUCUCGAAGACCCCACCCUGAAAGAUGAUAGCAUGAUGAACGGUGGUUGCUGCCUCUACUUCCUCCUCGGCUACUGCGGCUUCCACUUCAUCCCACUGAUGAUGAAGCGUGGCCAAAUCCGAGAGAAAUUCGGCCUAGAAGGGUCCGGAUGCGGGGAUUGUAUGCGGGCGUGUUGCUGCCCGUGCUGCACGCUCAUGCAGCAUGAGAAGGAGUUGGAGAGUCGGGCGGCGUUGUUGGAGGGCGGUGCUGGUGCGCAGCAGGGGUAUAAGGCUCCUGGGGGCAUGCAGUAUGCUUAAAUCUCAACUUAGGAAUAAUUUUUGGGUGAUUUUGUGUUUGUGUCGUCGAAGGCAUUGGGAUUUUGGAUCAUAGUUUUUUUUGUUCCGUGAUCGGUGUUUGUUGGUGUUUCGCUGUUUGAUUAUAUUU
Messenger RNA from Aspergillus costaricaensis CBS 115574, 726 nucleotides. Its product is annotated as PLAC8 family protein. Bases 192 to 599 code for a protein of 135 amino acids. Lineage: Eukaryota; Fungi; Ascomycota; Eurotiomycetes; Eurotiales; Aspergillaceae. The transcript is spliced from 3 exons. The record is from RefSeq and is a predicted model, not a curated record.